Messenger RNA from Nilaparvata lugens (brown planthopper), 1207 nucleotides. RefSeq lists its product as uncharacterized. The transcript is spliced from 6 exons. NCBI's taxonomy places the organism in Eukaryota, Metazoa, Arthropoda, Insecta, Hemiptera, Delphacidae. The record is from RefSeq and is a predicted model, not a curated record. Bases 259 to 1026 code for a protein of 255 amino acids.
UGUGGCGGUAGGGGAGGACUCCUCUCUAUCACUCUCAGUCUGUCUUAAGUUUCUCUCUUUCUCUUUUUUCACACACACUUGCAAUACCCCUUCUUUCAAUCUCCACAUCUUCCUGAACAUAUAUAUACGUAGGUUAUCCAAUAAUAAGGCUGAAAUCGGUUCUUUCAGCGCUGAAGAUCUGUGGAAGAUAUCUUCUCGCAACUUGGAAUUAUUUUACUUUGCUUUUACUAGUUGUUGGUUGAAGUUUCAUCCUUCAACAUGAAGUCGUUGGUUUUCGUAGUUUUGUUUGUAGCUGUUGAAGUGCGCUCAGCCAUCAUCAGGGAAGGAGUUGAAAUCCCAACCUACAGUGUACCAUGCAAAAGGACAGACCCCAAACUCGACCAGUGUAUUCUUAAGGGAUUGAGGGCCUUCAUUGCUGCUGUAGCUAAAGAUGGAGUGAAGGAGAUCGGAGUGCCUCCACUUGAUCCCUUCUACAUGCCAGAGCUCCUCACCACCUACAAGAACAAUGACAUGCAAGCGAGUGUACUUCUCAAGAACAUUUUCACACACGGAGCAAUGAAUGCUGAAAUCAAGGCAAUCAGGAGCGACUUCAGCAAUCCCGAGAAGAUUAUAAUUGAAGCUGACACACACAGCAACGAAAUGUUCUCAGAAGGAACUUACAAAAUGGAGGGCAAAGUUGGAAACUUUGUACUGAAUGGACGUGGAGUUUACAAUGUAACCAUGUACAACAUUGAUGACACAGUCCAUGUUGAACUGAAGGUUGUUGAAAUUGACGGAGAGGAAUUCCUGAAAGUUACGAAAGUAAUGGUAGACCCCGAGAUCGGAGACAUGAAGAUGUAUGCUUCAAACCUCGUCAACGGAAACCCUGAACUUUCUAAAAUCGCAAACCAAUUCGCCAACCAAUUCUGGAAACUGUUCUACAAGGAAAUGAUGCCCAUUGCUCAAGAAAACGUUGACAAAAUCGCCAAAAGUCUGAUGAACAAAGCUUUGCUAACAAUCCCAUACAACCAGCUCCUUCCUAACUAAACGGCUGAUUGUGAUCUCAUCUAGCAAAAUAGUGUUUCAUCUCACGAAAAAAUUUCAACAAACAAAAUACCAUCGAAUCAUUCUUUUCUCCAUGUUUAGUUUGUAAUAAUUUAACUAUCUUUUGUAAAUAGGUAAGCUUAUAAUAAAUUGAAAAACAUUAAAAAUAUUUGUUCAAAUUAUU